Molecule: messenger RNA, 4392 nt
Organism: Papaver somniferum (opium poppy)
Lineage: Eukaryota; Viridiplantae; Streptophyta; Magnoliopsida; Ranunculales; Papaveraceae
Exons: 3
Coding region: 1737-2630 (297 amino acids)
Source: RefSeq, a predicted model, not a curated record
UGGUCAUCCCCGUUCUCCAAAGGUGAUGCGAUCCAGGAGGUCCGUCUUCCAUGGGCACAGCAACCUGUUAAUUCUGAUGAAAUCAUCGUUCUCCCAUUAAUGAAAAAAAAUUUAAAAAUAAUAAUAAUAACAGGGUUUGUGUUGAUUGAAAGUGGUGUUUCUGUGAAAUAGGGGUUUCUUUGUUCAGGUUGAUAGUUUUGUGGUUUUGAAGGUAAAUUCGUGUUGGGUUUUGUGUUUUGGCUGCGAGGGAAUCAAUUAGCUCUUCAUCUUCAAUUCUUUUUGAAUUACGGAUUUGAGUUCUUGUUUUUCCAGCAGUUGUGUUCAGUUUUUGGGAAUUUGAGGCUGCGGGGUUUCGUCAAUUGCAGAACUGGUUGGAUUAGGGUUGGGUUUUGUGGUUUGAUUACAAGGGAGAAGGUUGUAUCUCUCAAUCCUCAGUGGUGCAAGGAAGUGGUGUUUCGUCAAUUGAAGAUUUGGGGGAGUUUACAACCACCAAUUGUUCUUCAGUAAGUGUCUUCUCCUAUCUGUGUAUGUGUUUGUGGUGACAGAUUUCUUUGGAGGUGUUGUUUGUAAUUCGAUUUAUGGUUUUGAAUUUUGUUAUGUGAGUGAUUAGUGUUACAGAACUAGGUGUGUUUGAAUUGGAAUUCACGGUGUUGAGCUGGUUGAAUUUGUUUUUGUGGUUCUACUUCAGUGAAAGCCAGGGUUAAGGUUUUUCAUUUUGAUUGAAUGUUGUGUGUAAUUGAUGUUAAUUUAGUGUUAGGAAUUGUGGUUUUCAUUGUAAGGGAGAAGUUUUAAUCAAUUAGCUCUUAAUCCUCAGUGGUGCACUGGUGUAGGAGCUUUAAAGUUAGGACUUUUCUGUGUAAUUGAAGUUGAAUUUGGGAAGGGUAUUGUGGUUUGAUUGCAAGGGAUAGUUUCAUCAAUAACUCUCAGUCCUCUGCGGUUUUGCAUUCUAACUGGUUUGAGUUUGCAAUGUGGUUGUUUAUCCUUUGGGAAGGUAUAAUUAGUGUUUAGUUAUAUGGUAAUUUGAGUUUUCUUUGGUGUUGAAAACUUAAAUUCCCAUACACUAAACUCUGAUUUUUAUUUUCGGGUAGCCUUUUUCAUUUACUUGUUUUCGGUUAGGGAAGUUACUUUGUUCAUCCUGUGAUAAUGCCGCGUACGAGAUCACAAUCCACAUCAUCAGCUGUACAUACGCCUGUGGUCUCACCUGCAACAUAGUUAUCAACAGUUACCAUCAUGCCCAGAUCCAGAGCACGUUCUUCCUCAAGGGUUUCUUCAUCUCAACCUGUUGCAUCAUCAUCUUCUCUUGCAUUUCCGUCUGGUUCAUCUACAUCACAGUCUCCUUACAACCUUGUACCGAGACCUUCUUCUAAUUGUGGUGACCGGAUUCAUUGACAUUCAAAGAUUAUGAUGAUUGCAGUAGUGGUGUUAAUGGCAGAGGAUACGUCCGCAGUUCUUUUCAGAGACACCUUAAUGACAGGCACUUUCCAACCGAAGAGGCUAAGCAACAAUGCAGAGAACGACUACGCAAUGAUAGGGUUACAUACAUAGCUUGGGAGACGGUUCUACAGCAAUUGCACUGUUGGGUAUGCAGUCACUGCAUGAUUUUACAUGCCUGGAAGAAAACCUGCAAACAAAAUAACAUUGUCAUCCCAUGACCGUAUAAUGGUAGACAUGUUGAUUUUCUUAUAUCAGAUAUUCCCAGGCCUGAAGCAGCAGACUGUGCUCCAACUUCGACAGAUAUGCCUUAUGUAGCUCUCUCCCUGGAAUUACUAAAUGAAGUUUUUCAGCGACAAUUUACUACCAUUUCAAGCAUCCCUCCACCUUGCAACCCCAAAAACUCUUCAGAGGAACGACCAGACAACCGUAAGAAGUUACAAAUUACAGCUAUUCACAAAGCCCUUGUCGACUGGAGAGAACCUAAUGGCUGCCUCACCUUGAUCAGUAGAUUGUUGGAACUCCCCAAACGUCAGCAACCAAGCAAAUUAAAGAGCAAGCAGUUGCAAGAUAGUGCCACUCUAGAUGCAUGCCGGAAGAAGUUAUCCAAUGGACAUUAUACUGCUGCUAUAAGGGUGCUCUCAUCAAAUGGUGUGGCUCCAUGCACUGAAGUUACAAUCUCAGAAUUAUCAGAUAAGCACCCUCCUGCUCCACCGCCAACCAUCCCUGAUGAUCCCAUUCCCUGCGAUGCUAUUAAAGUGGACACUGUGUCAGUACUUAAAGCCAUUAAAAGCUUUCCGAAAGGUACGUCGUGUGGUCGAGACGGGUUGAGGGCUCAACAUCUUUUUGAUGCUAUGAGUGGUGCGGCUAAUACGGUUGCAGAUGAACUACUGGCCUCAAUGACUAAUGUGGUUAACUUAUGGCUGUCUGGUAAGUGUCCAUCUCCACUUGGAAAGUUUAUAGCUAGCGCUCCUCUCACCCCUUUGCAGAAACCAGGAGGUGGUGUUCGACCCAUCACAGUGGGUACCAUUUGGAGGAGAUUAGUAUCUAAGCUGGUUGCCAUCAAAGUUGGGAAAGCUAUGUCCAUGUACCUUGGUGACUACCAGUUUGGCGUGGGUGUACCUUGUGGAGGAGAAAGUAUUCUCCAUUCUGUCAACAGGCUGAUGGAACUGAUCCGACACCUCCAUGCUUCUCAUUGAUUUCACAAAUGCAUUCAAUAUGGUGGACAGGACUACUCUGAUUAAAGAGGGAGUACAGCAGGGCGACCCCUUGGGACCAUUACUUUUUGCCCUUACACUCCACCCUAUUGUGAAGAACAUCUCAACCAACUGCAAACUAGAUCUUCAGGCAUGGUAUUUGGACGACGGCACAGUAACCGGGGAUACAUUAUAGGUUUCCAGGGCUUUGCAUAUCAUUCAAACAGAAGGUGUUGCAAGGGGUCUUCAUCUAAACAUACAUAAAACUGAGGUUUUUUGGCCCACAGUAGACCCAAGAAGCUAUGCACCUGACGUUUUUCCCAGCAAUAUUAGCAGGCCAUCAUCUGGAGUCAAAUUGCUCGGUGUCCCUGUCAGCUUAGACUUACAAUUCUAUAAGGACAUGGUUCUUCAGAGAGUCGAGAAGACAAUUCAGCUUAUGACUGCAAUCAAGAAGCUCAAAGAUCCCCAAUGUGAACUGUUGUUGUUGCGCAAAUGCUCUGGAGUUUCUAAAUUAUACUUUACUAUGCCCACAUCAUGUCCUGCAGCAUUAGAACAAGCUAUAUCUCGCUUCGACACACACCUGUACCAAUACAUGAGGUUGCUAGUUACUGCAGAUGGUGCUGGGUUUGGUCCCUUACUGUUUCGGCUGGAAACUCUUCCUCUUAGAGAUGGUGGGCUUGGAGUUUACACUAUGGAGGACACCUCUAAGUAUUGUUAUCUAGCUUCGCAGUUCCAAACUCAAGAUGUGCAGCGUAUUAUUCUAAACUCCAUCAUGCCGGAAGAACCCAGUCUCGUGUGCCAGCUAGCUUUACAGACUUACACACAGGUAUGUGGACUUGAUUCUUCUACACUUAGAUUUGAUGUUGCUUCCCCCUCCCCACCCCCCUCCCAUGCAUACAAUGCAUUCCUUGGCCGCAACAUAUUUCGACGCAGUUAAGAAACAUUUGCCCACCACCUUUUUCAUGUCUGCACGAGACAAUGUUCUUUAGCAGAGCAACCAGAUGAAAAACGUUCAAGACUACUUGCUUGCACUACCCAUCAGUGGCUUAAACCAAACACUCGGCCCUCGACAGUUUAGGUGUGUGCUUAGCUACCGCCUUGGAAUCCCCCGUUUUGCUGAAGGUAGUCAGUGCACUAAUUGUAAGAGGGAGAUGGAUAUAUAUGGAGACCAUGCAUUACACUGCGCUAGCGAAGUGCGGAUUAAAUUUCGUCACGAUAUUGUACGUGAUGUCUACAUAAAUAUAUGUUUCAAUGAAGGAGUUUCGGCUAGGAAGGAAGCUUCUUUGGGUCUCUACUCCAACGAUAAUACUAAAUUGUUGUCUGCUGACUUGCUAGUGUAUAAUUGGGAGAAUGGUAAGGAUACUUGCCUAGAUAUUACUGGUGUCUCGCCUUUCACGUGUGACAUCCAUUACUUCACACCCGGCCAAGCAAUUGCUAAAGCAGUCCUUCGCAAGGGUAACAAGUACCUUGCCACAUGCGAGAUUCAUAGGUACAGUUUGGGCAUUCUUGCAUUCACUACUUUGGGAGAACUAAGCGAAGAUACUAUCACCUUCUUGAAGAGAUUGAAGAACUGUCUUGCUAACAACAAUAUAAUUUGUGACACCGGUAGCUUUUUGUUUCAUAGAAUAGGUAUUGCAAUUCAAAAGGACGUUGGUGCCCAGUUGGUGUCUAGACUAACAACAAAUUAUGUAUGAUUGACUCUUUCUUUUUAUAAUAUGAAUAAUAAUAAUAAUAAAUAAUAAUAAUAAUAAUAACAGGCGAGGAG